Poeciliopsis prolifica (blackstripe livebearer) is the source of this 6941-nucleotide messenger RNA. RefSeq names its product zinc finger and BTB domain containing 20 (gene zbtb20). The transcript is spliced from 4 exons. Bases 378 to 2414 code for a protein of 678 amino acids. Lineage: Eukaryota; Metazoa; Chordata; Actinopteri; Cyprinodontiformes; Poeciliidae. The record is from RefSeq and is a predicted model, not a curated record. Gene Ontology annotation, biological process: regulation of immune system process; negative regulation of transcription by RNA polymerase II; regulation of cytokine production. Gene Ontology annotation, molecular function: protein binding.
GGAGGGCACACUUGAACCGAGCUCUUCUAUGAAGGUAGGCUGCAGCGUGUGUUUAUUGAUGAGAUGAAAAGAAGAUGGAAGUGAGAAAUGAAACAAAGUAAAGGAACAUACUGAGAAAGAAGAAAAGCAAAGUAAACACGCUCCGUCGGGGGGAAAAACAGGGAAACACUGUCGCCACUUUUUUUUGAACGAGCUUCGAAGUGCAGCAGAGGAACACAUGAUUUGGACAGAGAAGACUGACAGCCUUGCCUAGCACCAGGCCACUGAUCAGCCAUCUCCACCAGCAAAUUGACCCGCUCUUCAUCACCAGCCUCACAAGCAUUUUCAUUAAAAAUAACAAAAAAACAUCAUCUAACUGUGACAUCAGUUGCAAGGGGAUGACCGAGCGCAUUCAUAACAUCAAUCUCCACAACUUCAGCAAUUCUGUACUUGAGACCCUCAAUGAGCAGCGAAACCGCGGGCACUUCUGUGACGUGACCGUUCGGAUCCAUGGAAGCAUGCUGCGAGCUCACCGGUGCGUGCUGGCCGCUGGAAGCCCAUUCUUUCAGGACAAGCUGCUCUUGGGCUACAGUGACAUCGAGAUCCCCUCUGUGGUCUCAGUGCAAUCCAUCCAGAAGCUGAUUGACUUUAUGUACAGUGGAAUUCUGCGAGUUUCUCAGUCAGAAGCGCUGCAGAUCCUCACCGCUGCCAGCAUUCUGCAGAUCAAGACCGUCAUCGAUGAGUGCACACGCAUCGUGUCCCAGAAUGUGGGCCUGGCUGGUCCCGGGGGAUUCCCUGUGAUACCAGGAGAUUCUGGCCAGGAGACACCCCGUGGCACACCAGAGUCUGGCACCUCUGGACCCAGCAGUGAUGCAGAGUCAGGCUAUAUGCAAGUAACAUCACAGCAAAGUGUAGAUCGUACAUACACAUCCCUGUACUCCUACCCCGGCCUGUCUCUGCAGAAUGGCACCCGAGAGCGGUCCCUUUAUGUUAACCCCCUGUCAGCAAAUUAUGAUCCAAGCAAUCAGAAGGACCAGCAAUCUCAAGAUCCGCCCUGGAUAAACCGCAUCCAGGAACGGUCCCAGCAGGUGGAACGCUUCAUGUCCAACGCAGAGUCCACUCACUGCCGCAAGCAACCACGACCGGUACGCAUCCAAACAGGAGGGAUGCACAUAAAGCAGGAGGCCGAAGACGAGUUCACCUGCUACGACAUGGGGGACUGCCAAGAUGACACUGACCACAACGAGGGUGUGGAGGGAGAAUCCAAGGUUGAAAACUUUGACUCAGGGGUCAGCUCCUCCAUCAGCACAGAGACGGACACCAUGGAGCAGCAGCCGUACCUGACGAGCUUCAGUCGAGACGCCGUUGGGGAAGGGCAGCAAGGCAUCGAAGGAGCUCCAGUGCAGAUAGAGGUCAGCGACUCGUCCCCAGAGCGGAUGCAAAAGACGGAGGACGGGGACACUUCCCACAGCACUAGUGACAGUAGCAUGAUGCAGCCCCUGCCAAACUCAGUCAAACUCAGUCCCAUGUCCCAGUACAUGCGCCAGAUAGAAUCACACACCAGCAACCUGAGGAUGCCGAUCACCGUGCCCAGCAAUUCCCAAGUGAUGGGCACCGCUGGAAGCACCUUCCUGCCCACACUCUUCCCCACGCAGCCGUCGAGAGACCACAAGCCUUUCCUUUACCUUCCUGGCCAGCAGCAGCCCCAGUUCGUGGCAGUGCCGCCGCCCGCAAUGCCAUCAUUCCCGAACCCCAUGUCGGUACCGCAGGCUUCAUCUCAGCAGCAGCAGGCUGCAGGAGGGAUCGGUCCGGGGGAAAAGAAGCCCUAUGAAUGCACUCUCUGCAGUAAGACCUUUACUGCCAAACAGAAUUACGUCAAACACAUGUUUGUCCAUACUGGUGAGAAGCCUCAUCAGUGCAGCAUCUGCUGGCGCUCGUUCUCCCUGAAGGAUUACUUAAUUAAACAUAUGGUGACACACACAGGGGUGCGCGCCUACCAGUGCAGCAUCUGCAACAAGCGUUUCACCCAGAAGAGUUCGCUGAACGUCCACAUGCGGCUGCACCGUGGAGAGAAGUCCUAUGAGUGCUACAUCUGCAAGAAGAAGUUCUCACACAAGACCCUGCUGGAGCGCCACAUGGCCCUGCACAGCAACGCCAGCGCCAUCACCGGGCUGUCUGUGAGUGUGGGCACCCCGGGCCCGGUCUCCAUCCCGAUGCCGAUAGCCGUCCCCGAGCCCGGAGCCGGAGUUGUGGCCCUCGCCAUGCCAGUGAGCGGCGGCGCCGGAGUAGGGGCCGGGGUUGGAACGGGAGUGGGUGUAGCUGCUGAAGCAAGCUGCCAAGAAGGGACCACCUACGUGUGCUCCGUCUGCCCUGCCAAGUUCGACCAAAUGGAGCUCUUCAAUGACCACAUGCGAAUGCAUGUCUCCGAUGGAUAAGUACAAAUUUUAAAAAAAGGAAAAAAAGAAACUUAUUUCUGAAAGAAUGACAAAUACAAUGGCACUAGAUUUUCCUUUUCUUAUUUUGAGGUAUGAAGAGUAAGGAGUAUAGACACUGGCACAUUAAGUUUCCCCAAAAAAAGUUUUCUUUUUUUUUUUUUUCCUGUUAUUCUAAAAGAAAAAAAGAUGGUGGCCUUAAGGCUCAGUGGUUUGAUAUUGAUCUACUGGAUGGAUCCAAACUACGGGCCUCUAAAUGUAUGCUUUCCUAAAAUACUGAUUUAUGUGUUGAACACUACCGAAAGGCCUACGAAAGAAACACAUACACACAAACACACCUUUAGUCUAGCUAUGUCUGAAUGACUUUAAAUGAGCAAAUAUGUUUGAAUGUUUGUGAUUUUUGCAUACAAGUCUGUCUCUUUAUUUGUCCGCGUGCGUCUGCGUGCGUGUGUGUGUGUGUAUUGCUAUGACACAUGAAUCAUGGCAGUUGUGAAUCCAUAUUGACCAGUUUGGAAACAUAGAUGUCCAAGCUUACUGUGGUAUAAUUUUAAACAACGAUAACAAUAAAAGACAAAAAACUGAAAAAAAAAAACCUGGGGUUGGGCUACAUAUUCCCUCUAAAAAUACUGAUGGUCACAAGAUUGCCUUCUUAUAUCAAACAAAAAAAGGAGAGUACUUAAUUUGACACUGGGUUUUAUUUAUUCCUGUGGUAUUAAGGGAUUAUAAUGCAGCUGUUGUCAAGGUACCAAUUUUAAUUAUUUUACUUAAUUGUAACCUCCUGUCCAAAGCGAUGGGGAAAGUGAUUAUUUCUCACCUGUUUUAUGAUUAUUGUCCAUGAAUUUUGACGGUCAAGAUAACGUUUACUAAAUUUUUGUGUGCUGAUAAGACAGUAUUUGAGCAAAAAUAUGUUUCUUUUUUUUCCUGGAGUUUAGAGUUUAUCUCAUUUGCAUACACUGCCUUUUUAAUAUCCUAAGACUGUUAAGGCUACUUAGAUUUCUUCCACUGCAAAACAUGAAAAAAUGGAAGAGUCUUCUGCUGAUGGUUGUGUGUGUGUGUUUUUUUUAGCCUUUUCACAGUUAAGGCAGGCUGGAAUAUGGGACUAAACUCUCUCCUUCAUAAUUGCUGCUCCUCAACCUGCACCCGACUGUUAUGGGAUAUAGAGUUAGAGGAAAAAAAAAAGGAUUUGUCACUUCAACAAUUGUUGUUAUUGAGUAGCCUGUUUGGUUUUAAUCUCAUAAUUGAAUUACAGUUUCGCAGGGAGGCGGUCAGCUGGUUGCUGAUUGGAUCGGUGUUGUGAAAGAUGGCGCAAAUUAAUUUUGAGUCGGACUAAAAAGCAAAAUAAUUGCCGCCCUGAACCUAGAACGCCUGUAUAACCUGUUCAUUACAAUUGCGGAGCUAUUUCAGCAGGUGGGAGCUGAGUGCAUUACUCUUCGUGCGUUCUCUCUCUCUCUUUCUCUCGCUCGUCGAAGGCUCAAAUGGCAUGCAACGUUUUGAAAGGAAAUACAGUCUGAAAGCAAAACAAGUAGCUCCCAUCAAUCGAUAGCACGCUGUUUCAUGAUAUACCACAAGCUGCAGAUGGACUGUGUGGAAAAACAGCAUACAUUCCCAAUUUUCUCAAACACCAAGACACAGCAUGUGUAGAGUAGAUGUGGAAGCUUGUGUGUUCAUGUCGUCUCAUUCAUGCAUUGCCCUACUUAAGGUUUAUUACAGAUAUUUUUAAUUCUUUUACAUUGAUUUUAUAUCCAAAAUAGGUCUCACACACACACGUGUGUGUAUGUACACACACACACACACACACAAACACAUGCACACGUGCAACUGCCUGCAACUGCAUCCUGAAGGAUUUGCUUCUUUAAAAGCAAGCAAACACUUUCGGUAGUUGUACGAUAAAGCGAGUAACUAACUGCAUUCAGGGACGUCUUCAAAAGACCUCCUGUCAGUUCAGAAAAAAGUGCUAUUUUGCACAUUUUCUUAAAAUGCCUGUGCUAAAUAUUUAAUCGUUUUCCUUAAAUGAACUUUCUUUUAUUCAAUUUCAAAGGAAAAAAAAAUCUUUUUUUUUAUCUUGAUAAGUGGACUGCAUUAUUUUCUUGCAUAUAUGUUGCACUGCUUAAACCAAUAAGUGCACUACUGUUAACAGAGAUAUAGUUUUAGAAAAGAGAUUUUUUUUUCUUGUUUCUUUUUUUUUUAAGACUUCACAUGAAUAGCGGUGUUUCAGCUUAUUUUUUCGUUUAGUAAACUUCUCAAUUCUCGGCUUUUGUUAUGGCUUGCUGUUACCUUCAGUAUAUUCUCGUGCCGUGUUAAUGCAAGCAUUUAUUUUAUUUUAUUUAACCAUUGUGUGUGCUCAUCUAUGUUUAAACCUUUGAAAUAUUCUAUCGGGUCAGUUCCCUAUAAGAGUUUAUUUGAUUUCUUUUUUUUUUUUUUUUUAGAAACAGUGCAGAAAUUUCCUAUGAGAACAUCCAAGCCAAACAUCAUUAACAGCGAAACAACAGCAGUAAUAAUAAAGAACCUCCCGUCCAAGUCUUUUGGCGGAAGUAAUGCUAUAUUAUUAAUAAUAGAUUUAUAAUAUGUGUGUAUGUGUGUAAAUGACGUGUGUGUGUCCUGGAAAAAAAAACCUUUCUGUUGUGAUGGAGUGCAGCUUCUUUGAUAUCAGUCCGUCACUAGUGCACAGUCGUGUCUCUUUACUUCGGUGUUUGUGUGUCAGUGAGCGUCUGUGUGCGGUAAAUAGCCUAAUCAAAUUGUUGAUAAGUGGAAUAUCUCAACUGUAGGGCUUCCUUUGCAAUAUGCAGCGCAGGUACUAUAAGAAAACAGUUCUCCAAACCUUUCGGGCUGAUAAGGCACCUGUAACAAUUCCUUAGCUUAGGCCAGCUGGCACGCAUCCUGCUCCAGCUUCUUUAGCUUGAUGAAAGAAAAAAACACUUGUGAGAAAAGAUCUUUGAAAGUGUGCGGUUGGUCCUCAGUAAAGUUAGCAUGUUAUUGAACAUUUGAUUGGGCCUGUCUCUAUGGUGUGCAUAAAAAAGCCUCUGAAGUGUAUGGUUCCUAUUCGUAGCUGUCGUUGCCUAGUCGGCAGUAUUGCUGCAUGCUAGUGCUACAUUUGUCUCUACACAGCACGUGGAGGGUUAAAUCUCAUGCCUUAACAGACAAUGCACUAAAUAGAAAUAUGUAAGCAACUGCCGAGAUCUCUUUCCAACAGUAUCGCCACUCGUAUGGCACAACGCAGCUCGUGAUGUUCGUCGUCUGUUCAACUUCCAAACACUGCCAAACUAACAUCAUCACUUUUUCCAGCGAAAAGAAAAAAGUAACAAAAAAAAAAAAAGAAAGAAAGGCAGAGACAGAGUGUCAAACUGUUUCGGUGUAGUGGGUGUGUUUCGGUGAUCUAACAUUCCUUCAUGGCACCUAAAUUUUUACGUACGUGUUUUUAUGUGAACACCUAUAUUAAAUGCACUAUUGACUGUAGCUAGAUGAGUACAACCAGCCUUGUGGUAUCAUUGGUCUAAAUAGUAGUAGCUUGGUGUUGGUUUUUGAAAUGUUUGGUUUCACAAUUACACUAUGAGUUCUUUCUUGAUCACUUAUAUUUAAUUAUUUUUCUGUUUUUUUUGGUUUUGGAAUAACAAAAGUAGCCAAUCUUCAUGUGACCUGGGUGAGGGCUAGAACUUGUCCAUUGGUGGUUGAUUUCUUGUAUCAUAAGGUGUUUGAUAGGAGUCUAGGUUUGGAAAGGAAGGAACCUUUUUGCUCCAGUGUGUCAUAAUGUGCUAUAGCAUACGGCCCAUUUCCCCUUCCCCUUGUUGCAUUAGCAUCACGUGUCCUUCACUGUCCAUAGUUAUAUAUUCCUUAGAUUACUUCGGCUAAUUGUGGUGGUGCUUAAUUCUUCUCUCGGUUGCAAAAAAAGUAAAAUUUUAGUGCCUUGCGAAAGUUCUCGUGCCCUUUGAACCUUUUCAUAUUUCCUCACAUUACUACCACAAACUGAAACAAAAUCUUCUGGGAUUUUAUGAUAGACCAACAGAUGGUAGUGCGUGACUGGAUAGUGAAGAAAUAAAUUAUACAUAGUUUUCAAAUGCUUUCAUAAAUAUGUGGUGUAUGUGUUAGGAGUUGGUAUUUAUUGCAUCUUUAAUCAUUUUAGAGACAUUUUUUUAACCAUCAUUUUGUCUUGAUAAUGGAAAACUUAUUAAUUUCAAAUUCCAAAAACUAAUGAUUUGUUACCUUUUUAUCACUGUUGGAUCCUUGAGAGCGUCAGUAAAAAUCUAUUUAUUUGGAAGUAUGAAUAAAAGUAAUGAUUGAUACAACUGCCUUAGUUAAUGCCGUAGUGUAAGAAAGUUGUCUGAUAAUGGGUAAGUGUUAUUUUUAAGAGAUUUGUAGCAGUUUUCCUAGGAAGUACAAACAGUAAUGGUCGUACAAUAUGUUGCCAAAAAAUAAAGGUAAAACUGAAAAUCAAUAUUGCUGUUAUUUUUGUCAUUGUUGCAAAAAUAAAAGAGUUUCUGUCCAUAUUGUUUAUGCUUAGUGUGCAGUUACAUCCGGCUCCCUUAAGUCAAUGUU